Messenger RNA from Penaeus monodon (black tiger shrimp), 1489 nucleotides. It is a transcript of the gene Snup, whose product is annotated as snurportin-1-like. Gene Ontology annotation, biological process: protein import into nucleus; snRNA import into nucleus. The record is from RefSeq and is a predicted model, not a curated record. The transcript is spliced from 11 exons. The coding region runs from base 125 to 1393 and encodes 422 amino acids. Lineage: Eukaryota; Metazoa; Arthropoda; Malacostraca; Decapoda; Penaeidae. Gene Ontology annotation, cellular component: nucleus; cytoplasm. Gene Ontology annotation, molecular function: nuclear import signal receptor activity; protein binding.
UAAACAUCCCGGUUAGUAUAACGUGAACCAAAACAAACAGGCGAGCGGCGAGCGGCGAGAGAAACGCUUAUAAUUUCAUCACUAUUUGUAAAUCGAAAACACCUUUGUAAAUCAGAGAUCAGCAAUGGAAGACUUGUUAAACAACCUCACAGGGGUUGCAGUGACAGAACACCCAAACACCCCUUAUGCAGAACACCCAUAUUUUGCUCUAUAUAAAGCCAAGCGAACAGGAUCCUCCCAGGAAGAGAGAAGAAAAAGAGUUCUAGAUGCAAGGAAGGAGGCGAGGUAUGAUCUUCUCAAUCACUUGCGUAAUAUUGAAGAAGAAAAUGCUGGCUCAGAGGGAAGUUCUUCAGAUGAUAGCAUGGAAUGUGAAAAGGAAAGGGUAUGUUAUAGGAGGCCAAAAAAAUACCGCAACUUCCUCAUGCUGAGUGAAUGGUUGGUCGACAUUCCAGAGGACUUUGCCGCAUCAUACCUCUCAGUACAAUGUCCUGUUGGAAAAAGGAGUCUUAUUGUGUCAGCUAGGGGCAGAACGCGAGCCUAUACCAAAGCAGGGGUAAUGGUUAACCAGUUCCCUUCCCUGCUGCCCGGGGGUUGCUACCACAGCAAGAGAAAGGGCUAUGCAUUGCUUGACUGUAUUUGGUCGGAGAAAGAGAAAACCUUUUUUAUACUGGAUCUUGUUGUGUGGCUGAACCAAUCUAUUAUGGAGUGUGAGACACUGUUCAGAUUUGAAUGGCUGAAGUCAAGGAUGUUAGAGGAGACACCUGAUGCCACUGAAAUAUCCAAAUACAAUCCCUACAGAUUUGUACCCUUACCCUAUUACGACUGCUCACCACAGACCCUAACCAGGCUAGUCAACGAACCUCUGCCCUUCUCUCUCGACGGCAUCCUGUUUUACCAUAAGGAGAGCCAUUACACCCAUGGCCCAACCCCACUGGUGGGUUGGCUCAAGGCAUAUAUGUUUCCUGAGAUUUUAGGUAUAAACCAAGUUGCACAGGUGCACUUAUCAGAAAGGCCAGCUAAAUACAUUAGCCUUCCUGCCCACAUUCAGUAUGGCAAGGACAGGCAACAGCAGAAGCAGGAGGCAUUAAACAGAAAGAUGGAGGUUUCAACCGAGAAUAAUAAAAGUCCAAAAGAGAAAACCAAGAAGGUCAGAGAUGUGAAAGAAAAUCAGGAAGAGACCUCAACAUGGUGGGAAUUUAGUAUGGAGGUUUCAACUGAAAAUAAAAAGAAUCCAAAAGCGAAAAGCAAGGUCAAAGACUUCAAAAACAACAAGGGAAACAACUUAGAAAUGAUGAUGGAAGUGUCCUCCGAGAACAGCAAAAACCAAAAAGGGAAAAAGAAAGAGAAGACUAAAGAAAGCUCCGGGAACAAAAUAGAAACUAUGGUUUCAUAAUUGUUAUUUUUUCAUAUUCAUUCUUCCAUGAAUAUAAUUAUCUAAAUGUUAUAAAUCCCAGAUAUUUUUUUUUUAUCUUAGGAUAAAUUAAAUCUU